GCCAGCGCACGACACCCAACAGCCAAGUGGAUCGGUGACUCAGCCAUGCCGUGAGCGGCUCGGUGGUGGCUCAGCCGGUCCACACGUUGAGGCUCGUGUGGCUCGUCGGAGAUGCUUUUGGGCUCGUGCGGCUCGUGAAUGAUCAGGGAAGAUGAAAAGGAGGUGAUCAAGGAAGAAGAACGUUUGGAAGAGCGUCUCUUGAAGGGUUCACCAGCCGAAGCAAGGGAAGCAGACAAUGUGGAGGAAGAAGGAGAAGGAGAAGGUGGUGAAGAAGCAGGUGAGGAAGGGGCAGAAGGUGAAGGAGAAGGAAGACAAGAAGUCGAAGAAGCCCCUCAAGAAGAGCUCGAUGCAAAGCCACCGCUCCAAGGCGCUCGGCAAAGCCAAGAGGCGCAAAGUUCAGCGCUUGAGGCAGCUGAGAAGGAAACAGAGAUGAAGGCGGAGGAUUUGCACAUCGGAAAGGGUGCAGAGGACAUGGUGAAAGCUGUGCGGGUCUUGCAGAGGUUCUAUCGCUUCAAGAAAUAUCGUUGGUUCGACCUGGGGAGAAAGACUCACCCAGUUCAGCUUCCAGAACAUCCAGGCGACCAACAAAUCCCAGUGGGCAUUCAGUCUGGUCGGGAUCCGGUCACUGCCUGGCACGAUGCGCUCCGUGCCAGUCGUAUCUCCGAAGGCGAUGGCAGCGGUGAGCCAAACCGGAUCGCGAUAGCUUUGUCCUACCUGAGUGAGGUUGGUCGAUUUGCUGCUGCCUGUCGCGCUGCUGCCGUCUUGGCCGUGCAUGAGGUGUUGUUGCAUCCCUACGGCAUGGACACUCAGAAGCACAGCAAGCACCAUGGCCCAGAUUCGCCUCGAGAGGACGGAGACCGCUUUAAGCCACCACAGCUCGUCACCAAAGAUGACCCACUGUGGCCUUUGGUACGCCCGCGCUUCGACGGCGAUCGCGUCUACGUGCACGACUCGAUUGUGCUCACGGUGAUUGGCGGCAACAGCCACGAGUCUUCCCAAGAAUUUGCUUGGCGGCUUUAUCAGCACGAUGUGAAAGGAUUCCAGGCGCUUGCAGAUGCCAUCUCCAGCAACUCGCAGUCUCACCACUGGGCCUUGCCGGUGGCGGUGCUGGUGGACUAUUUGGGCUUCAGAGUGCUUUGCCGACCACAGAUUCUGGCAAUCGGAGAUCCGCCAGCAGAGAUGGUCCUCGGGCCCUUUGCAGAGGCAGAGGUGGCUUAUGGUGCUCCUGGAGAUUUGCCAGAACUGUGGCGAGAGGCCACGAGUUCCAUUGAUGCAGCGCAGCAGGAGCAGGCAACGAAUCCAGUGGCAUAUCCUGGAGACUCUGCGGAAAACCGCUGGCGUCAGCAACUGCAGACGCGGAGCAGGGCUCAAUUCGCCAGCUUGGUUCUCCAUGAGUGGGACCGACGGCACCCGGAACUCCGACAGGAGCUGGCGGAAAUGGCCAGUGAUUUGGGCCUUCAGGGCUAUCCUGUGUGCCUCAUGAGCGACCUACCGAAGCCCCUCGCAAGCACCUCCCUCUUGCGCUUGCGCUCCCAUUCCAUCCCGGGAGCCCGGGAUCCGGAGAACCCGGAGGGCGAGGAGCUUCACUUCCGAAGCCCCGCAGAAGUCCUGCCACCAGAGAUCAACUUGGAUCCCAAGCCCAACAACUCCCGCAUUGUGGAUCCGGUGAAGCGUCUCCGGCGCGAGGCGCUUUGGUCCUUGAGCGUCCCUCCUUUGCCUCCCACACAUGCAGUCACUGCUGCCGCGAAUGUGGGGCAACGAGUCUCCAGCGAGCCGUUAAAGGAUGUCUCGAACCGAGCAGAGCGAGAGCUUCCUCAGCAGGUGCUUGAUAGGAUCAGCUCUGAGGGCCCUCCAUUGGACAGUCGAGGUUGGACCGAAGUGCUACAUGCCUCAGGUGUCAACAUUCGGCAUAUGUCUCGCGUCGCAUCCUUGGCAAGUUCUUCGGCAGCAGCCUCCCUUCAUCGAGAGGCAUUGGCACGCAGUGCCAAAUGGCUGCUGAGGAAGAGGCUGUGGAAGAAGAAGCCUUGGGCCACUGUGGCGCCGCAGGUGAUCCACGAAGUCCACAUGGGUCCCGAACGUACGGCUGCCCUAGAGGUGCUGAAGAUCUUCAAUUUGGUUUUGGGAUCUGGCGCCGAUUCCGAGAACUUCUGGGAGCAGCAGCUGGUGCCAGAAGCCGCCCGGAGAUUCGGCUUUGCUGCAAAGCAGUUGCAACGACACCAUGUAAAGCCGCACGCUCUUUUUCAAGCCAUGGAACACCAUUGCCGCGUGAAAUUUGAAUUGGAUGCCGUCAGCCGGCCGUUCUUCAGAGCUGGAUAUCCCAAUCCCUUGAAGGAGGAAGAUUUGGCAUUGUUCACAUCCAGCACCUUGCAACCAUACUUUCCCCACUUGGCGGCAAUGAAGGAUCAUUGGAUUCGCCGGUUGGAGCACUAUGAUGCUGUCGAUGAGGAAUCGCGACAAAUCCGAGAUCAUUUGCUCCAGGAGCCAAGCUUUCAAGGCUUUUGGCCCGACGUGCGCAUCAUUUGUUCACGUGGCGAGGAGUGGUCUGCUGCGGUCUCGGCACCGACCAAGCACACGCGAGAAAACCGCUGGGAUCGAGUCUUUCAGGUCCUGAAGCUGCAACUGACCUUUGCGCGGGCCAUCGGCGAUUCCCCCGCCGCGGUGGGCGGCAUCUUGCAGGGCAUCGCCGUGGCGCUGUUGGAAAUGGCCAAGCAGAGCGCCGAAAAGCCUGAAAAGCCCGAUGAGCUGGACGAGAUCGCCACGGCCAUGCAGUCGCGUGGGCCAAAAGCAGAUCAAACAUGCCUGAAGAAAGCACUUUGGGCAGCGGAUGCAGCCACAAAGAUGCUCCCAAGCACCAUAUCCUCUUGGUGGGCGCAACUAGCUGCUCUUGAAGCUGAGUGGCUUUUAGAAAAGCAUGUGGAGGCGCAUUCGCGAGUGCAACGCCUGCAAACAGACUGGGACAGGUUUUGUCCAGAUCAGCCUGUUUUGAUGCUGCGUUUGGAAGGGACUGCCGCCCGACUAUAUGCUCAGCAGGGCGAUUGGGCUUCUGCUGCUAUGCACACCGAGAGGUGUUGCGCCUUGGCGGAGCGCGCCUUUGGCCGCACCCAUGGUGCCACCAUUGCACUCCGCGCACCACUGGGAGAUGCUUGGUCAAGAAGGGAAGAUUGGGACAAAGCUGUUGCUGCAUAUCAAGAAGCUUACUCGGUGGCGCAGGUGUGCAGCGAUGAGAAGACCACCGGAAGAUUGGCCUUCGAGUUGGCCCAGGUGCUCUUCUUCAAGGGAGACCUCACGGGGGCCAAGGGCUUUGCGGAAGAUGCAGUGAAGCUGUUGAUUCCUUUGGAACUGGGGCGAAGCAGCGGCCAACUGAGUGGCACGUCCUUUGAAGCCUUGACGCUUUUGUCCAAGGUCUACGAAGACUUGUGUCAACGUUUCUUGGAGCUGCAUGAGACCGAGCAGGCGGAGGUGAGCCCUGCCAUGCUUCAGGCGCUCGUCUCAAAGGCCAUCAAAUGCUUCGAGACGGUUCUCAAGAACUUGCCUGCCUCUGAGCAGGCACCGCGGCGAGCGGGGGUGAUGUCGCGAGCCGCGCAGAUCGUGCAGUCGGUGCUGAGACUGAAGGUCAUGGGCCUGGGUGAUAGUGAAUACUCAGUCUUGGUGGAUGCCGUGGAGGAGCUCUUGCUGCAUGCUUCGGUCUCCGAGACGGCGUCCGCCUUGCAGCGCGCCAUGAGCCAGACUCGUGGUGUUCGCCAGCUCCAACCUCGUGCCGAGACGCGCGCGGUGGCCGAAGCCGCGCUGCGGCCGGUGGAGUUGGAACACGCCGAGGAGGUCCCGGUGAAGCUCAUGGAGCUCUUCGAGGAAGUCGCCCGCGAGGCAUUGAUCAAUGGCAUUCCGCCAUCGAAUUGGUUCGACCACAUGGUGCGUGUCGUGGCGGAGGGGUUCGCUGGAGCGCCCGUGCCGGGGGACGCCACCUACUUGGCCACGAUCCAGAUGUUGGAGCUCUGCCGCUUCUUCGGCAAUGCGGCACGUGUAAUCAUGUGUGCGACGAGCAGCAGUCAAUGAGUCGAUGUGAGACGAAGUGAGUUAACGACCUGGACUGGGCCGAAAAUGCUUGGAAGAUGCCACAAAGCAACGAACGCUUUGCAACGUCAGGAUGUCUUGCUCAGGUUCAACGAAGCAUCGCAACAUGCAUGCCAUGCAUGUGAU
Messenger RNA from Durusdinium trenchii, 4197 nucleotides. Lineage: Eukaryota; Dinophyceae; Suessiales; Symbiodiniaceae. The record is from the annotation of a GenBank genome assembly.